Tachyglossus aculeatus (Australian echidna) is the source of this 1774-nucleotide messenger RNA. RefSeq names its product acid sensing ion channel subunit 1 (gene ASIC1). Gene Ontology annotation, biological process: sodium ion transmembrane transport. The record is from RefSeq and is a predicted model, not a curated record. Gene Ontology annotation, cellular component: membrane. Bases 1 to 1698 code for a protein of 565 amino acids. The transcript has 10 exons. NCBI's taxonomy places the organism in Eukaryota, Metazoa, Chordata, Mammalia, Monotremata, Tachyglossidae.
AUGCCCGUCCAGAUCUUCUGCUCCAUCUCCUUCGCCUCGGACGAAGCCCCCGAAGCCGGGUCGCAGGGGCCCAGCCCCGACCUCUGCCCCCACGGGCAGCGGCCCGGGGAGCCGUGGCCCCGGGGGUCCCCUGAGCUGGGGGCAGAGGGGGCAGGGGAGGAAGGAGGAGAAGAGGGGUCUCCUUCAGAGCCCACAGACCUGGUGGCCUUCGCCAGAGGCUGCAGCCUGCACGGGGUCAGUCACGUCUUCGUGGCCGAGGGUCUCGGCCUACGCCCGGCGCUGUGGGCCGGGGCCUUCCUGGUGGCCCUGGGGGCUUUCCUCUACCAGGUGGCCGACCGCGUGGCCUAUUAUGGCAGCUCCCCACGGGUCACGCUGCUGGACGAGGUGGCCAGCGCCGAGCUGGCCUUCCCCGCCGUCACUCUUUGCAACGCCAACGCCAUCCGCCUGUCGCAGCUCAGCUACCCAGACCUGCUCUACUUGGCGCCGCUGCUGGGGCUGGAGGAGGGGGACGAUCUGGAUCUGGGGGUGGGCUUGGCCCCCCCGGGCCCCGACGCCUUCUCCGACCAGCCCUUUGACCUGUAUCGCUUCUACAACCGGUCCUGCCAUCGGCUGGAAGACAUGAUGCUCCACUGCUCCUUCCGCGGGGGGGUGUGCGGGCCUGAUAAUUUCUCCGUGGUGUUCACCCGCUACGGCAAAUGCUACACCUUCAACUCCGGGAGGGACGGGAAGCCACGGCUCAAGAGCAUGAAGGGCGGAACGGGCAACGGACUGGAGAUCAUGUUGGACAUUCAACAGGACGAGUACCUGCCGGUGUGGGGGGAGACUGAUGAGACGUCUUUCGAAGCCGGGAUCAAAGUCCAGAUCCACAGCCAAGAUGAACCUCCCUUCAUCGACCAGCUGGGUUUCGGCGUGGCGCCCGGCUUCCAGACCUUCGUGUCCUGCCAGGAGCAGCGGCUCAUCUACCUGCCCCCGCCUUGGGGCACAUGCAAGGCAGUCACCAUGGACUCGGAUUUCUUUGACUCCUACAGCAUCACGGCCUGCCGCAUCGACUGCGAGACCCGCUACCUGGUGGAGAACUGUAAUUGCCGCAUGGUCCAUAUGCCAGGUGACGCCCCUUACUGCACCCCGGAGCAAUACAAAGAGUGCGCGGACCCUGCCCUGGACUUCCUGGUGGAGAAGGAUCAGGACUACUGUGUCUGCGACAUGCCCUGCAACAUGACGCGCUACGGCAAGGAGCUGUCUAUGGUCAAGAUCCCCAGCAAGGCCUCCGCCAAGUAUCUGGCCAAGAAAUUCAACAAAUCGGAGCAGUAUAUUGGGGAGAACAUCCUGGUGCUGGACAUCUUCUUCGAAGUCCUGAACUACGAGACAAUUGAGCAGAAGAAGGCGUACGAGAUUGCCGGGCUGCUCGGUGACAUCGGGGGCCAGAUGGGACUAUUUAUCGGGGCUAGUAUCCUCACGGUGCUUGAACUCUUCGACUACGCCUAUGAGGUCAUCAAGCACAAACUGUGCAGACGGGGCAAGUGUCAGAAGGAGGCCAAGAGGAGCAGCGUGGACAAAGGCGUGGCCCUCAGCCUCGAUGAUGUCAAACGCCACAAUCCGUGCGAGAGUCUCCGGGGCCACCCGGCCGGCCUGACCUACGCUGCCAACAUCCUACCUCACCACCCGGCCCGGGGCACCUUCGAGGAUUUUACCUGCUGAGCCCUGGCCCCCUCCGGCCCCCUUCGGCCCGGUUCGGCCCAGCUGGGCCCAGCUGGGCCCGGCCUCGACUAGAGGC